This is a messenger RNA of Gaeumannomyces tritici R3-111a-1, 1701 nucleotides long. RefSeq lists its product as hypothetical. Gene Ontology annotation, biological process: protein import into nucleus; spindle pole body duplication. Bases 329 to 1231 code for a protein of 300 amino acids. The transcript is spliced from 2 exons. NCBI's taxonomy places the organism in Eukaryota, Fungi, Ascomycota, Sordariomycetes, Magnaporthales, Magnaporthaceae. The record is from RefSeq and is a predicted model, not a curated record. Gene Ontology annotation, cellular component: nuclear pore transmembrane ring; nuclear outer membrane.
UUCAGAUGCAACCGGAACACAACAACAAUCGCAGCUGAUGCACUUCUUUUGAACGGUCAACGGACUGGGGCAUCGUCGCCCUCAAUCCGAGGGAACCCUCGUGAGUUACUAACCCUACAGCGUACAGCGGUGCAGAGAAGCGUCUCAGGGACCGACGACAGGAGAAUUGAGCCGUGACUGGGUUGGCAGGCAGUGCUUUUCUUUGCUGUUUCUCGAGUCGGCCAGCUGGUUGCGGAGGAACUGUGAUUGACAUCCAUCGCAAAUCGCGACGACCGCGUCUCGACCGCGCCCGGCAGCAACAACCCAGCACCACUCCGAUUCUCCCAUAAUGUCCUCUACCGCCAUCACGUCCAAGACGGCGUCCGUCAGGACACCGGCGGGCACGCCCAAGAAGGCUGCCGCAACCAACGCCGCUGUCACCGAGAGCCCUGGCAACUGGAAGCACCCGCGCCUGGCCGAGAUCACGCGGCGGCAGAACGCCACCAGGUUCUCGGAAAAGAACCUCAGGAUAAUCCUGUACAACGUGCUGACCUUUGUCAUGGUGGUCGUCGUCCGGUCCAACGCCGCGAUCCAGAAGCACACGCAAAAAUACAGCCCAUCAAUAAGAGGAUACAUCUGGUGGGCCUUUCUCGGGCUGCACGUCAUCCCGCUCGUGAACAUAGGCCUGGCGCUCCUGCCGCUGCUCCGCACCAAGGACGAUGUAGCCGACAUCCCGCUCACGGCCGCCCAGCGCCAGCUCCUCGGCCUCCCGCCCAGCUCCGCCCCCGCCACGCCCGGCACCGGCUUCAGCACGCCGCCCCGCUACGCGCGCACCCCGUCCUUCUCGGGCUCGGUCGGGAGCGCCAAGAGCUUCUCGACCUCCCCCCUCCUGGGCAAGGGCCCCGGGAGCAGCAGCCCCGGCCCGCUCCUGGGCUCCCCCGCCAACCUCAAGGCGAACGGCAGCGGCGGCGCCUCCCCGUUCUCCCCGUUCUCGCCCGGCGGCGUCGGCGGCAGCCCGCUGUUCCAGAAGGCCGUCAAGAGCGGCCAGCGCAGAGGCUCGUUCGGCGGGUCGCCGGCGCCCCUGUCGAGCGAGAAAUCGUCGCUCUCGGCCGCGCCAACGCUCGUCCCCGACUCUUCGGCCCUCUCGACGGGCACCCCGAGUUCUUCCGGCAAGCGCACAUCGGUGGCCCUGAACAGCAAAUGGCUGUACGAGAAGGGCCGUAGGAGCUCGGGUUCCGGGUGGGCCUAUUAGACGUGUUUGUGUGUGUGUGUAAUGGAUUCAAGAAGCGACGGACGGUCGGAGCAGAGAUGUGACCGGCGCACGAUUCGGCCAGCCAGGAUUUUGGGUCAUGAUGCCAUGAGACGGGCCAAUAGAAGCAGGGAUAACGAAUGUACAAAAUACCUACUAAUGGAUAAAACGGUUCUUGGAGUGUGUGCUUAGUUUGUGGCGGGUGUAGCUGCUGGCAUUUGAGCGAGACGAGAGUAUUUGUUUGUUCUUUUCUGUGUGAUUUCUCUCGUAUCGCUUUUUUGGGCAGCAACUUUGGAGGCAAACACGGAUGCGAGGGCAAACGCCCAACCACAUGACCGAAGAGGUAGAUUUAAGGCGCCGAAGAAAGCUUGCCAAUUUAUACAAAAACAUCGCGUAGCAUCUUUUUCUGCGCAUGAGCCUAGAGCUUACUCCUCGAAAUCCCAGUCCCCAGCUCCUGUCUGGUGAGCUUGUAC